This is a messenger RNA of Babesia bigemina, 753 nucleotides long. Its product is annotated as Exosome complex exonuclease RRP4. NCBI's taxonomy places the organism in Eukaryota, Apicomplexa, Aconoidasida, Piroplasmida, Babesiidae. Gene Ontology annotation, cellular component: nuclear exosome (RNase complex); cytoplasmic exosome (RNase complex). The transcript is spliced from 4 exons. The record is from RefSeq and is a predicted model, not a curated record. Bases 1 to 753 code for a protein of 250 amino acids. Gene Ontology annotation, biological process: poly(A)-dependent snoRNA 3'-end processing; CUT catabolic process; exonucleolytic trimming to generate mature 3'-end of 5.8S rRNA from tricistronic rRNA transcript (SSU-rRNA, 5.8S rRNA, LSU-rRNA). Gene Ontology annotation, molecular function: RNA binding.
AUGUUGGCCGAUUGUCUCUGCCACUUCUUUGCAUUUGGCAUUUCCUAUGAAUCAUUUGAGCUGUUUUUGCGAGUGCUGUGUCAUCAUUUGGCUGUCGAUAAGCUGGCUUAUGUGGAGCCGCUGCAUGGCAAAUACUUCGCUCAAGUCGGUGAUGUCGUCGUAGGGGUGGUUCAGAAGAUUGGUGGAAACUGCUGGUACAUCGACAUAGGUUCAUCAAUGCGUGUACAGCUGUCGAUCCUGCAGGUGAACACCGAGGAACUUGCAAACCGGCGGAAAUUGGAAGAAGAUGUCUACGAAAUGCGGAAUAUUUUCGACAUCGGCGAUGUCAUAUCGUGCGAAGUACAGCGUGUGUCGCAAAACGGCACUGUUUUGCUGCAGACGCGUACCAGCAAAUAUGGCCGGUUGAGCAAUGGCAUCUUGGUCAAAGUGAAACCGAACCUGAUGCUACGCCAGAGCAGGCACAUGCAUGACCUCCCAUUUGGAGCUAGCCUGAUAUUGGGAUGCAAUGGUUUCAUAUGGCUGUCGCCUUCGGAUGAGCGUAAUGACACCACUGUCAAGGCACAAAUGUACUACGAUAUCUGCACGCUUCGCCGUAUAAUAUUAUAUCUAGCUGGUCUAGGUAUUCAAAUCAGCUACACAAUUAUGUGUGACAUCUUCGACUUUUUUAAACGGCAUUGCCCCAGCGAUAGCACUCUGUCGAAGGAGUACGCUGCGCAGUUGGUGGAGUUGUAUCUAUCCGAGAAUAGCAAGUAG